AUGCCGCCCGCGAUUCCGGGGACCAAGGUCUCCCUCCGGGAGCUGGCCGACCUGGCCAUCGGCACCCCGGAGGUGGGCGCGGUGAACUUCACCGCCCUGCACACGCUCAUCUUGGCCAUGCUCAAGAACCUCAGCCUCCAAGAGACUCUCAUCGACCUGCAGACCCUAUCUCCAGAGGCUGGCCGCUCGCUUGAGUCCCUCCGGGACUCCUUUAUCUCUCAGCACGCGCCACCACCAGGGCCACUGCCAGCGCCGCUGCCAGCGCCACUGCCAGCGCCGCUGCCGGCGCCACUGCCAGCGCCAUUGCCAGCGCCACUGCCAGCGCCACUGGCACCGCCAGCGCCACUGGCACCGCCACCGCCACCGCCACCGCCACCGCCACCGUCCAAAGAGAGACGCAGAAGUGUGAGCAGGUCAUUCUCCCAGGCGCUGGAGAACCAGGUGCAGGACCUCACCAAGCAGCUCAAGACCAUGGACGGCAAGAUGGAGGACAUCACCACCCACUUGCAGUUCAUCACUUCCAAGGCCAGCGCCCUCCACAUGGACAUCCCUGAGUGGCUGCAGGAGAAGGAGAUGGCCGUGCCAACCUUGGAUAUGGCUGAGAUAAAGUCUGGGAAGGUCCUGAAGGACACUGUGGAGGUCAGCACCCCCAAGACCAUGAUCCUGCUCCAAGAAGUUAUGGAAGAUGUGCAGAACCUGAAAGAAGCCUACAAAAAGGAGUCUGCUGCGUUUAAGCCUCAAGUGAAGGAAGUCCUCCAUCGCAUUGAAGACCUUGAGAAGCAAAUCAAAGAGCGAGAUGAAGUCCUGUUAUUGAUUUCCUUCUUCCUCUUCAUCCAGGGCUCAGAAGUGGGGCUUCCUAAGCGCAAAGGGCCGUCUUCUUUAACACUGAGUGAUCAAGCUCCAAGUUCAGUCUCUGUCAAACAUCCAAGUCCUGACCAGACUCGGGAUUCCACUGGUGGCCUGGAUCAGUCAUCAGAAUCCAGUGGACACCCCUCUGAAGGUGUCUCCCUCAGAGAUCGAAGCAGGGGUUCCUCUACUACUAGAUUUCUGGGCAGGGUUCGUGAUGAAGCCGGCAUGCCAAAACCGCGCCAGUCUACAUCCCAGUUAAGAGCAGAGUCAGAGCGCCGCAAAGGCAGAGAGACACCCACCACGACCCAUCCAAGAAGAGACGAGCGAGAGGUACGCCCUGGCCCAUCUCAACAGGACUUGCCCUUAGCCAGAGAUCAGCAUUAUGCAUAUCCAGAUCAGCGUCGUGGAGUGCGUAUCGGCCAAGAUGAAGUCUAUGAAUGGCCAGGUCAGCAAAGAACAAGACCAGAGCGAUUUGAAUUUCCAUAUCCUAGCACUCAUCCACAUGGUGUGGUGCCUCUCGGUGGGAGUCAGCUUGGUGAGCUGCCACCCGAAAUGUACUAUCAGGUCUUGGCACCACUUGGCAUGGAUCAGCGUGGUGUGGUGCCACCUUUAGUACCUGGCAGGGAUCAAGAAAGAUUGGGACAACCAGGUACAGACCAACUUGGUAUGGUUCCGCUCAGAACCUAUCCAUAUGGCACAAUACUUCCUGGCACAGAUGAACGUAGUGUGGAACAGCCUGGCACACAUGAGCGUGAUAUGGGACUCCUUGGCAUGGAUCAGCAACAACGGGCACUGCCUGGCGUGGACCAACAGGGAUUGCUUCUACCUCUUACAGAUGAGCGUGCUUUGGUAUCACCUGGUCUGAUGCAGGUUGUUGGAGAUCAACAAGGUCUGGGACAGCCCACUUUGGAAGCACCUGGCUUCAUACAACCUGGCGCAGAGCAGCGUGAUUCUGUCCAGCCUGGCAGAGAUCGGCCUGGCUUUGUGCAGCCUGGUGCAGAUCCGAGUAUUUUGGUACCACCUGGGACAGACCGACAAGGUUUGGUGCAACCUGGCAUAAGUCCGCGUACUUUGGUCCACCCUGGUCCACACAGGCCUAGUUUGGUACCUCCUGGCACAACUCAGCCUGGCUUUGUCCAACCUGGUGCAUAUCCACACGAUCUGGUGCCACCUGGUGCAGAUCAGCAUGGCGUGGGUCAGCGUGGCGUGGUGCCACCCGGUGUUGGCCAGCGUGGCGUGGUGCCACCCGGUGUUGGCCAGCGUGGCGUGGUGCCACCCGGCACGGGUCAGCGUGGCGUGGUGCCACCCGGCACGGGUCAGCGUGGCGUGGUGCCACCCGGCGCGGGCCAGCGUGGCGUGGUGCCAUCUGGCGUGGGACAGCCUGGUUUGGUGCCACCCGGCGUGGGCCAGCCUGGUUUGGUGCCACCCGGUGUGACUUGUAUCAGCGUGGCACAGUGCCAUCUGCAGUGGAUCAGCAUGACAUGGCGCCACCUAGCAUGGAUCAGCGUGUCAUGA
Molecule: messenger RNA, 2364 nt
Organism: Sciurus carolinensis (gray squirrel)
Lineage: Eukaryota; Metazoa; Chordata; Mammalia; Rodentia; Sciuridae
Product: glutamine-rich protein 2-like
Exons: 6
Coding region: 1-2364 (787 amino acids)
Source: RefSeq, a predicted model, not a curated record